GUUGAAGUGGGACAAGCUUCUCAGCUGUAAAAGCUCGAACGGAUCCAGGUUCCAUCUAGCGGAUGAACAGGGGGGCAUUGCCGCUGAAUAUCAGUCGUUGAUUGGCUAAAUGACGUAUCUAGCUGUAAUUAGCUGACAUAGGUUCCCUGAAUCUGCAGGCCUUGAGCAGCUAUCGACAUUCCACAACGGGUGUUGAAUAGGCAAUUGUACGAAGGACUUGAAAGUAUAUAUUGCUACUGCUAUGUAACCCAAAAUUCUGUAUAGUCAUUCAAAUUUCACCAUAAAUACAUACACUUGGGCACGGCACAUACCAUAUUAAUCACUGCUUCACUCACAAAUCUUCAACCCUAAGAACUACUCCACCUUCAGAACAGCAAACAACAUUCAAGAUGGGACACGAUACACAGCUAGCCCCCCUUCCUAGGCCGAUAGGCGUCUUCGCGCCCUUCAUCGCGAGGCAAACUGAGACGUUGGUUCUGAAGGAGAAGGUCGUGUCAUUGUCUGGGAAUAGCUUCGACAUCAGUCUCGCCAACGGCCAGCCUAUUUUCAAGGUGUCAGGGGAGACCUUCUCACUCUCCCAGCGCAUGAACGUUUUGGAUAUGAGUGGUAAUCAACUAUUCUGUAUCCGCAAGAGACAUUUGAGCAUACACACCACAUACUACGCCGAAGGCGCCAAUGGUCAGGAGAUCUUUGAGGUGAAGAGCAAAUUUAAGUUGGGUGGCUCCAAAUUCAUAGGCACAUUCACCUCAUCAUCAGGGCAACAGGAGGAACUCCUGAUGAAGGGCGAUUGGACGGACACCAGAGCUGAAAUCACAGACGAAGCUAGCGGACAAGCUGUCGCAGCUAUCUACCGAGACCGUUGGAAUGCGCGGGAACUUCUAGGUGACCAACAGACUUACAAAGUCGCGAUCGCGCCGAAUAUGGAUAUGGCUAUCGUUGCCGCUAUGUGCAUCUGUCUCGAUAUGAAGAGGAACGAAGGGAAUUAGUAUGAUAGUAGCAAUGGCAGAAGCGGCGGCGAUAAAAUUAUUUGAUUUGUUGUCUAAGCUCAUCCACGUUGCUUUUCUGGGUCCGAUACGGUUUGUACGGUUGUUAGCUCAUGAAGUCGGUUUAUCGGUAUACCUUCAAAUGUUUUUAAAAAAAAAAAAUAUCUUCUAAAAUAAUGAGAUACGAAGUACGAUAGUUAUAUAUUCUCAGCAAGGGGAAUCCUGGCUUGGCUAAAGACUUUGAGUUUCGUAUUGAAGAAUACAUGAAGUGAUGCUAGUUAAAAGUGAAAAAUAAAAUCAAAAUCAAUUUGAACUUCAAAUG
This is a messenger RNA of Hypoxylon trugodes, 1305 nucleotides long. RefSeq names its product DUF567-domain-containing protein. The coding region runs from base 390 to 986 and encodes 198 amino acids. The record is from RefSeq and is a predicted model, not a curated record. The transcript has 2 exons. Lineage: Eukaryota; Fungi; Ascomycota; Sordariomycetes; Xylariales; Hypoxylaceae.